ACUUCCGUCGUCCAUUUUCUACUGACUUUUGUUUUGACCUAGACAGGAGCAAGACGAUAACUAAAUAAAACGAUGGCAACCGGAUUAGCAAGGCCGAUUGCCAGAUCGUUAAAGGGGCGAAUGUAUGGUACUGCAGCUUCUGCAAAACCAUCAUUUCAAGGAGAUGACAAAGAGCCUAGGUGCUAUGUGAAGAAAUUAGACAAUGGUAUUGCUGUUGGUACCAUUGAGUCAAGGUCUCCUGUAUCUAGGAUAGCUAUUGUGGCCAAUGCAGGAUCUAGAUAUGAAUCAAGUCAAAACUUAGGUGUUACACAUGUGUUGCGCCACAUUACCAAACUUAGAACCCAGAAUUUAUCAAGCUUAGGCAUCACAAGAAGCUCAACACAGCUUGGAAGUGACAUUACGUGUCAAGGUACAAGGGAAUAUGUAUUUUACAAGAGUGCUGUCACAAGAAAUGUUGUUGGUAAAAUGGUUGAACUUCUUGGUGAAAUAACAACAAAACACCACAUUACACCUUGGGAGUUUGAGGAACUUCAGAGCGAUCCUAAUGGCUUGAAGCUUGACCUUGCUUUACUGAAGACACAGCCAAUCAUUCGCGCCACAGAGGCUCUUCAUGCUGCUGCCUUUAGAACAACACUGGGCAGAUCUCUUUAUGCACCAGAGUUUGCUGUUGGAAAGUUUACCCCAGAUCAGGUGACAAACUACGUAAAAACCUUUUUCACAUCUGGGCGUCUGGCUUUAGUUGGGGUUGGUAUUGAUCAGCAAGAACUGGAGGCCCUGGGUCAAGAGCUAACACCAUAUAAGGCUGUCAGUGUACCUCAGGAGAAGGCAGCUUAUCAAGGAGGUGAGAUUAGGGAGAACUCUGGUGGCGAACUAUCCUAUGUUCUCUUUUCUUAUGGAGGACCAAGCCAAACAAGAAAGGAGCUACUGCCAUCAGAAGUCUUGAAACAUAUACUGGGUAGCGGCCCCCAUAUCAAGUACAGUCUAGGAACUGCCACCUCAGCUCUUGGCAAGGCUGUGCAACAGGCUACUGAUUCUCCUUUUGCUGUAACAGGCUUCUCUACAAGCUACUCAGAUGCUGGUCUCUUUGGCUUCUCAGCUGUUGCUCCAAACUCACACAUUGAUAAGGUUGUAAGAGCAGCAGCCAAGCAGUUUAAAACUGUACUUUCUGGUGGCAUUUCUGAAGCUGAUGUCAGUAGAGCCAAGAACCAGCUGAAGGCAGAGAUGUGCAUGCUGUUUGAGAACCCUGACAACUUGCUGUCCUGGCUGGGUGAGCAGUCCCUCAACUCUGACCAGAUUAUCACACCCCAUGAAAUCUACCAAUUGAUUGAUAAGGUCUCAACAGCUGAUGUCAACGAUGUUGCCAAGAAGAUAGCGGCCACCAAGCCUUCAAUGAGUGUUACAGGAAACACAAACAAUGUACCAUACAUAGACAAUAUUUUCUCUUAAUCUCAAACUUAGAUGUCAGUUACACCUAGCCUAAUCAAUUAGAAUAAAUUUUGUACUGUUGCUGGUUACUGAGGUCAGUUUUGAUUGUUCCAACGUUUGAUUCUGUCUGACUACAACACUGACAGGUCCUCUCACAUUUUUAUGAAGACCGUGAUUUUAAACAAGAAAUUGGUUUUUUGUGUUUUGUUGGUACUUGUGUAUGAGCAAAUUCUGGUGAUGUGAUACAAGGUGUAUGUAACUUAAUAUAUGUAAAUGACAUGUUGUAAAAGACCUUGUGUUUAUCACUGACAACCUAAAGUAAAUACAUUGAUGAUAAAGUGGC
This is a messenger RNA of Physella acuta, 1768 nucleotides long. RefSeq names its product cytochrome b-c1 complex subunit 2, mitochondrial. NCBI's taxonomy places the organism in Eukaryota, Metazoa, Mollusca, Gastropoda, Physidae. The record is from RefSeq and is a predicted model, not a curated record. Gene Ontology annotation, molecular function: metal ion binding. Gene Ontology annotation, cellular component: mitochondrion.